CUUAUUAAUUGUGUGAGUUACUGUAAUAAGUCUUGGUAGAAAAACGCUUGCCCGUUAUCUUUAUACCCAUUAAUUUAAGGCCAGAUAAAGACGUGUUUAUUUCGUCAGUGCACAAGGUGUCUUGGCGUCUGGUGAUUCUGUUCUCCCACCUACACGCGUGUUUACUGUCUGUCUGGCGCAGCUGCGCUCGAGUCAGGUCAGCGCUGCGCCCCUCUCUCCGCUGCACGCGGGCCGGGAGUCCGGAGCGCUGCGUCACCAUGACUCCCGGGGCUCUGCACACGGCACUGCGAGAGCACGAGCCCCGGGCUCGCGGCGUGUUCAUCCCCUCCCUUUUGGUUGGCGAUAAUUAGGAGAAAACACCGUCUAGAACAACACUUCACGGGUCCACAGAUCCCGAAAAGGGCUGUAGGUGGCGCGGGCGCUAGUUGUGAGAGCUCGGGUCCUGGGCGAGCGGGGUGUGCGCGCAUGCGUGGGACCUGCGCGCUGGAGGAGGAGGGGAGAGGCUCUCGCUGGCACGCGCCUGGCAGUCCACCCUGGCGUGCCAUCCGGCUCGAGGAAACGCCGCUGUGCGGAGCCGCGACGGAGGGCGCGCGGUGGCUCGCGACCGUCUUGUAGAGUCCGGGAGCCCGAGCCCAGAGUCUCCGUGCUGGUGACGUCACAGCUAAGCCUGCACGCUCCUCAGUGUGUUCGCCGCUUGAGACGGGUCGUCCGGGGGCAGCCAUGCUUGUUCCAGUCUUCACGCUGAAACUGAACCACAGGAUCAACCCCCGCAUGGUGGCGGUGGGCAGGUUCGAUGGGGUCCACCCGUGUCUCACAGCCGCCACGCAGGCAGGGAAGGUCUUCAUUCACAAUCCGCACACUCGCAGCCAGCGGCUCUUCUCCAGCCGGGUCAGCCAGAGCGCCCAGGACUCGGACAUCUCCCUGCUCAACAUCAACCAGGCGGUCAGCUGUCUCACCACAGGCACCCUGGCCCCGGGCAGCAGCUGCCACGCCCUGCUGGUGGGCUCCCAGACCAGCCUGCUGGCAUACGACGUGCACAACAAUGCCGACAUUUUUUACAGGGAGAUUACAGAUGGAGCCAAUGCCAUAGUUCUGGGGAACCUGGGUGACAUCCCUUCACCCCUUGCAGUAAUUGGGGGAAACUGCGCCUUGCAGGGAUUCGAUCACGAGGGGAACGACCUCUUCUGGACGGUGACCGGGGACAAUGUUCGGUCAUUGGUACUGUGUGACUUCACUGGUGAUGGGAAGAAUGAGCUCCUUGUUGGUUCAGAAGACUUUGAUAUUCGAGUUUUCAAAGAAGACGAGCUGCUGGCAGAGAUAACAGAAAAUGAGACAGUCACCUCUCUCUGCCACAUGCAUGGGAGUCGGUUCGGAUAUUCCCUGGCUAACGGCACGGUGGGCGUGUACGACAGGACGGCUCGCUACUGGAGAAUUAAGUCUAAAAACCAUGCUAUGAGCAUCCAUGCAUUUGAUUUAAAUGCGGAUGGCGUCGUAGAGCUCAUCACUGGCUGGUCUAAUGGCAAGAUGGACGCGCGCAGCGACCGGACUGGCGAGGUCAUCUUCAAGGACAACUUCUCCUCCUCGGUCGCUGGCGUGGUGGAGGGAGACUACAGGAUGGAUGGUCAGACCCAGCUGAUCUGCGCCUCUAUCGAGGGAGAAGUUCGGGGAUAUUUGCCAGCCAGUAAAGAAAUGAAGGGGAACCUAAUGGACACCAGUGUGGAACAGGACCUCAUUCGUGAACUGAGCCAGCGGAAACAGAACCUUUUGCUGGAGCUACGUAACUAUGAGGAAAAUUCAAAGUGUGUAGCAGGAUGUCUGACCAGCGAGGUGGAUGCGCAGGGAGGAGUUAUUCCAGCCAACACCCAGCUCCAGACAGCCCUGUCCGUCAAGGCUGGCACAGAGAGCCAGCGCCCUCACAUCGAGCUCUGCAUAUCAACUCCCAACGAAACCAUUAUCCGAGCUGUCCUCAUUUUUGCCGAGGGAAUAUUUGAAGGAGAAAGCCAUGUCGUACACCCCAGUGUGCAGAACCUGUCGGGCUGCGUUCGAGUCCCCAUCAUUCCUCCAAAAGACAUCCCUGUGGAUUUGCACAUUAAAGCCUUUGUGGGCAGCAAAAACAGCACCCAGUUUCAUGUGUUUGAGAUAACAAGACAGCUGCCUCGCUUCUCCAUGUAUGAGCUGUGCAAAGACGACACUGCCCCCAGACCCAAGGGGAAGGUCACCUUUCAAAUCAACGACCGCCCACAGAGGGUGAUAAUGUGGCUGAACCAGAACUUCCUGCUCCCGGCGAGCCUCGAGAGCCCUGACGUCACCUUCACUGCGCUGCGGGCGGGAGGGCUGCUGUGCAUCAGGAUGCAGCCCAGUGGAGAGAUCCAAUUGAAUACAGAUGACAUUGACCUAGCAGGAGACCUUGUUCAGUCUCUGGCCUCUUUCCUGGCUAUAGACGACCUGCAGGUGGAGGCGGACUUCCCUGCCUACUUUGAGGACAUACGGAUGACCCUGACUGAGGUGGACGAGUUCCAUUCAGUGCACCAGAAGCUGACGGCAGUGAUGGCAGACCACUCGAACGCCAUUCGCCACAUGCUGGUCCAGGCUGAAGACGCGCGUCUGAUGGGGGACUUGAAGACGAUGAAGAAGCGGUACAUAGAGCUGUACGACCUGAACAGAGAUCUGAUAAACGAGUAUAAAAUCCGCUCGAACAACCACACUGCGCUUCUGAGCUGCCUGAAAGCUGUGAAUCAGGCGAUACAGAGGGCAGGCCGGCUGCGAGUGGGCAAGCCGAAGACCCAGGUGGUCACCGCCUGCCGGGACGCCAUCAAGAACAACAACGUCAACGCCCUCUUCAAGAUAAUGCGGGCCGGCACCCCGUCCUCCUGACCCCAGGCCAGCACCCCUCCCGAAACCCUGCCGCCAGCCUGGGUCCUGCAGUGUGAGGAAGAGGGUCCCGCUCUUCCUCAGACUGCGCGUUUCCCGGUUCCUGACGCCAGCGCUGUGCUGAAGAGCCCUGCAUUUCAGGGGAAAUUUCCCGCUGUGGAAACUUUUAUAAUGUAUAUGUUCUCUGGGUACCAUGUAAUGUACUUAAAAUGGAUUAGAUGACAUGAAAAUGCGAGAUUUUUUUCUAGAUUGUACAAAGCCUCAUGCACCACUUUUUCUGUGUAUUAUUUAUAAGUUCAAGUAUAAGCAAUGACAUACUGUA
Messenger RNA from Lepisosteus oculatus (spotted gar), 3193 nucleotides. RefSeq names its product Bardet-Biedl syndrome 2 (gene bbs2). Gene Ontology annotation, cellular component: membrane; motile cilium; neuron projection. Gene Ontology annotation, biological process: non-motile cilium assembly. NCBI's taxonomy places the organism in Eukaryota, Metazoa, Chordata, Actinopteri, Semionotiformes, Lepisosteidae. Gene Ontology annotation, molecular function: protein binding. The record is from RefSeq and is a predicted model, not a curated record.